Ciona intestinalis (vase tunicate) is the source of this 2937-nucleotide messenger RNA. The record is from RefSeq and is a predicted model, not a curated record. NCBI's taxonomy places the organism in Eukaryota, Metazoa, Chordata, Ascidiacea, Phlebobranchia, Cionidae.
UGUACAUUUUAUUCACCAGCAUAAUUAAGCACCAAUGUGGAGUACGGCGAAAAGACCAAAUGCUAUACAAUUUGGAAUUCGUCAAUAAAGCAACCAAGCAUGACAUCUCCGUGGGCUUAUCGUCAAAUGAGAACUCAACCUCGGCUUCCAUUUCCUGGUCAAAGAUGUACCCAAAGCCCCCAGUUUGAUGAUCGUGAUAUUUCAUCCCCAGAACUAAAUCGAUGCGUUGGUCAACUCACAGGAUUGACAAAGCUUGAUCCUUCGAAUUUAGAUUCAUGCGCAUUUGAAGAAUAUAUCAUUGCAAAUGUGCGCUUGGAGACACUUAACAGAUGGUGUACUAAAAAAAGGUCCCAGUUACAAAAUGAUAGUGUUGCUGGUGAAGGUAAAUUAAAAUCUUUGGGCGAUGUUGGCGUGCAACAAGUCAGUGAUCAACAGCGAAUACUAGAAAAGGAAACUAAAUCGAUUUAUAACAACAGCGAGUUACUUUUUGAAAAGAUAUCAACUGGAAAUUAUUUGCAUCCUUUGUACAUGCUAUGUUCCCAUCUACAAACAUCAACGAUGUCUACGAGUUUCACGUUUUACGCGGUUGGUGGGACUUGUGAUACAAUCCAUUUGUAUAAUCCAGAACUACCACAGUGGCAAAACGAUCCACCACCAGAAAGCAGAACUUCCAUUCUUCCAAGUUAUCCUGUAGAGGAAGGUGGCACAGUUGCUUCACAUGUUGCAAGCACCCAACAAUCUGUAACUAUUGACGACAUAACUAUGGAUGAGAGAUUUCCGAAGGGAACUUCUACCCUUGAAUCUGCCGCUGUAUCGGUGAUGUGUCUGCCUGUAGCGUUACCAAACGGUGAUCUAAUUGGUGUAGUAGAAUUUUGUCGCGCGUGGCACAAUGCAGAAUAUACAUUUGAAACUCUAGCGAUGGCUCAGACGACGCUAACUUGGGCAACCAUGGCAAUAGACAAAACACAAGUAAGCAGUGGACUAGAACAACAAAACGCCAUGAGCAAUUUUCUUCUUCAAGUCUCGAGAACAUACCUUGAUGAUAUUACAGACGUGGACAAUAUCAUUCAGCAUAUAAUGAGGUUUGCUAAGACGUUGGUAUCAGCAGAUAGAUGUGCCUUGUUUCUCCACGAUAAAGAAGCUGGUGAACUCUACUCUAACUUAUUCGACAAUGGCGAGGUUAUGGAUGGAAAGAGCGUAUUUUCAAAGAAAACUGAGUUGCGUUUUUCAGUAACAAAGGGAAUAGCGGGUGCAUCAGUGAGAACGAAGCAAACAUUGAACAUUCCCGACGCUUAUUCGGAUCCCAGGUUUAACCGGGCAGUGGACAAAGCUACAGGGUACACCACAAAAAGCAUCCUCUGCAUACCAAUCAUGAGUAACGACGAAGUUUAUGGAGUUGUUGAGAUGAUAAACAGGAAAGAUGGGGGUUCUUUUACCAUGAACGAUCAGAACAACUUUCAGAUGUUUGCGGUGUUCUGCGCACUUGCUUUGCGUUAUUCAAAGGUCCAUACUAGACUGCAAAAAGAUCAAUGCAGGCAUGCAAUACUGAAGGAGAAAUAUUUUUACCACAGUCAAUACUCAAAGGCAGAUUACAAUGAGUUAAUUAAGGCACAGAAAGACGAUGAAACUUUUGUUUUGCCCCCCAACUUUGACAGGUUCCAUUUCUCUCUGUUUCAUCUUGAUAAAAAGCUCAUGAGUUAUUUCAUUAACAUGGUUAUUGAACUAGCUGGUAGUGGAUCUCAUUUGCUGCCCUCAGCAAACGUCAUGACUGAUUUUAUCCUGACUGUCCGUGAGAACUACCGUGACAUACAAUAUCAUAACUGGCAACACGCUAUGACGGUCACACACGCGAUGUUCUGUAUGUUGAAGCAAAAUUUAGAAAUUUUUGACGAAGUUGAGAGAUAUGCAUUGCUAGUUGCUUGCGUAUGUCAUGAUCUGGACCACAGAGCAAGAUCAAACCAGUUUUUGCAGAAAACCUCGCAUCCACUAGCACUACUGUAUCCAGCAUCCACAAUGGAAUAUCAUCACAUUAGUAUGGCGAAAGAUAUUCUCGGUCGAAAAGAAAGCAAGGUGUUUCAAAACAUGACUAACGAGGAAUACGAAAAGGCAAUGUAUGUGUUGAAAGAAGCAAUUCUAGCUACGGAUCUAGCAUUGUAUUUUGGCAAUAGGGGCCAGAUAGAAGAACUUUUAACCCAAGGAGAAUUUGACUUCGAUAAUCAGCAGCACAGGACAAGCGCCAUUGGUUUAAUGAUGACCGCAUGUGACUUGAGUUCUUCAGCUAAAGACUGGAGUGUAACGAGACAAAACCUUCUGGAUCUUCAUUAUGAGUUUUGGGAAGAGGGCGAUCAGAGGAAAAAGCUUGGGAUCAAACCUUUGCUUCCAAUGAUGGACAGAGCACUGGAAGAGGAUCUGGCAGAAGGUCAGGUCGGAUUUUAUUCAAACGUCUCCAUCAAAUGUUUUGAGUCUUUGGCCCGGGUCCUCCCAUCUUGUGAGCCAUUGGCAAUCCGUGGAAAAGAGAAUCUUGGUCACUGGAGAAAAGAGGCUGAAAUUGUUAAAGAGAAAAAGGAGGAGAAGAGAAAGAUCGCAGAAAAAGAGAAGCAGCGAGAAGAGCGGUUGAAACAAGAAGGUCUUGGUUUAACUUUACGUGGGGGAAUGUGGGUCGUAGAAGAAUCUCGUCCCACUUCAUAAACAUUCAUAUACGAAAUACAUUGAUAAUAUAGUUUAUUUAUUCUCAUUUUUUAUAUAUAGUGCGUACGCAAAAUUCCAACGUAGUAGCAGCAUUCUAAUAUUAAAGGGUAAUUAUACGUUCCAUAGUAUUUUAAAACGCAUGUAAAUGUAAACAUUAAACGUUUAAUCUUUGGGGGACGUUGGUUUAUAUUUUUUGGCAAGUUUAAGAGAAAAGAAUCCAUUGAUAAAUGUCUGGAAAAACCACUUGAA